CAACUUUAAAACUGACCUCAACUAAUUCGAUCAUCAUCAAGAUGAAGGGCCGGGAGUGAGUUGUCUGGGAGUGGGCCCAUCUCUCUGUGAGGUGACGGUCUUCAAGUUGCUCAUGUACACCUGGUCAUUACUUCAACUUGUUUUUUUUAAUUUGUUUACUGGGAAUAACACGGGUGCCAUGUUUUUAACCCGAUCGUUUAUUUUUGUUUGUCUGAGUUUUAAAGUAUUUGCGUCAGCUGAUGAAAUAGGUGGAGAUGCACUGUCUUGUUUCUCGGAGUUCCAGAAGUUUGAGACGGCGGGUUGUUUGCGGAGGGUAGACGAGGAUGAUGGGAGUUACAGUCAGGAGGCAGUGUCCGAUAUCAAGAACAUGGACUUCUGUGUGUCUAGCCCUACCUACGGUGCUGCUAAACAAGGAACUUUCGGGAAGUCAAAGACGUACGUGGCAAAAGCCGACCUCAAAAUGUUAGAUCUUGGGAAAUACUCCAAAAGCUACGGCUUCCUGGGAUUGGCAUUCAAUAUGAUCGACACCAAGAACUACGACAUUGCAUACGUCAGACCCCACGCUAAAGAUCACUGCUGGGAGAUCGGUUAUGUUGAGAAUGGGCUGCUGUUCGGAAGAGACUUUGGAGAGUGUCUGGUUCCAACUAAAAACGAGUUCAAUGUAGCCAUCAGCGUCGAGAAGGGCAAAGGAGAGCUGUACGUCAAUGGAGCCAAGGCUACAACCUUUCGUCCUUACUUCCCCGCGGUGAACAAGGUUGCUACAGCCAUGAGAAACAACAUGGAAGCCAAGAUGAGCGUUAGGAACCUGGAGGUUUGCCACGAAAUUAACUGUGUCUACCGAAAUGAUGAUGGAGAGACGAUAUCAGUGAAACCUUUAGGGGACUACCAGACUCCGGGGCAGGACGAGUGCAGUUCUUGCAAGUGUCAGCUCUACGGCCAGAUCAGAUGUGGGUGCAAAUCUGCUGAGGAACAAGGACUUUCUUGUUCGGGGGGUAUGGUACCAGCUACAGGUCGACAUGACUGCUGCGCUCGUUGCGUGCCUCCAUCUGCAACUUGUUCAGCCUCUGGAGAUCCACAUUACAGAUCGUUUGAUGGUCGCCCAUUCGACUUCAUGGGAUAUUGUACUUACUGUUUCGCUAAAACAAUAGAUUGGGAGGUCAGGGAGAAAAACUAUCGAGCAGGAAGUGUCUCUGUUCACGAGUAUUCUCAAAUCUUGUUUGAUGGUGAUCUGAUCGAGAUGAGGGGAGGACUCAGCCUGACCCCUGAUGGACAGGCCCCACGUGCUGUGGCUACUCCUUUUAAGAAAUACUCUAAAGCUGGAGACUACAUCUACUGCCCUACCGGUUCCAACUGCAAGAUUUAUAUCGAGGACCAAAAGAUGAUGGAGUUGACGUCCCAAAGAGGAUACAUUAGUCUUUGGAUCCACGGAACUUACUACGAGAAGACACAGUGUUUGUGCGGACUCUGGGACGGUAACGCUGGAAACGACUUCCAGGACAGGGAUGGAAACAAUGUAGGGAAUGCUAACUCGAUGGCAGAAGCUUGGAGGGUGUCCAAUAAUGACGGGUGUCCGAACCCGCCCACACCGCCAGAGCCUUGUGAUGAGGUGUCCAGGGAACAGAGGAACUUGGCGGAGCAGUAUUGUUCCAGAUACAAGCAGGAACCCUUCCGAUCCUGUCCUAUUGAUGUUACUGAGUACUUCAAGGGAUGUAUGUAUGAUGUGUGUACAGACCCCACUAACGAUGAUAACGUGUGUAAUAAUGCUGGUGCCUAUGCUGCCGCCUGUCAAGCUGCCGGAUACCCUGUUAUGGGAUGGAGGUCGAACAGUUUUUGUCCCUUGGACUGCGAAGAGAGUUUUGUUUACGACGACUGUGGCCGAGGAUGUUACCCGACCUGUGAAGACCCAAGUCCGGAGGAUUGCAAGGAUACUUGUGUUGAGGGAUGCUACUGUCCCCCAGGCACGGUGCUACAAGAUGGGAAGUGUAUAGAAUCUUCUGAUUGUCAGUGUCUCCACGAGGGUACCAUCAUUGAUAACGGGGACAGCUUUAACGACACAAUACAAUGUGAAACAUGCACGUGUCAGGAUGGAGGUAUAAUAGAAUGUAGCCCCCUGACCUGCCCCACCUGUCCGGAAGGUCACGUGCCAGUCAGCAAAUCAGGGAUCUGCUGUCCCGUGUGUCUGGCGGACUGGGUCUGGGAGACAGAGGAAGUGUUCGAGGUGACAGAGGGAGAGGGACCUGUUACACUGCAGUGUCAGCUACACGAGUGGGUUCUUGUGUCUCCAGAUGAUAUCACAUGGAAGAACGGAGACGGAAUCCUUACAGAGGAUAACAUACCGGACAACUUCCACUUCCAUAAAGACCACCUUACUCUGACCAUCAGGAAGCCGAUAAAACUAGCGGAUGCUAACGACUACGUUGCUGAAGUUAUGUACAAUGGAGUUGUAGGGGAGUGUAGAUUCGAGCUGAUCGUCAACCAGUUCACUGUGGAUAUUAUAGACAUUGAUGGGGAGUCCCCCAGAGUUGUAAAGGAAGGGGAUUGUCAGACUAUGUCUGUGAAAGUCGUCAACAGUGACUUCGAUCUUUCAUUUGAUGAUUUCGUGUGGACUAAAGGACUGACUGACAAAGAGAUAGAUUUCAACAGUGAGAAGUACACCAAGAAAAAUGGCGGGAAAACAAUCGAGGUUUGCGACGCAGAUGAUAUGGAUGAGGGAAUGUACACAUGUUGUGUAACUAAAGAGGAGGCUACUGAUUGUGCAGAGGUGGAGUUGAUGGUUCUGGCUAUCUGCCAAACUGACAACGAGGAACAGUACACUGAAGGAGAGGAGUGGAAGGAAGGAGAGUACCAGGAGUGCACGUGCACUCUACAAGGAGAGAUAGUUUGCACGUGCGCCGAGCAGGACAUCACGUGCGAGGAGGGAGAGGAGAUCUACUAUGAUGCGAGCUGUGAAAAACACUGUUCCAGAGAGCCGGGUACGUGUCAAGUAACAGGAGACCCUCAUUACAAGAGUUUCGAUGGAUACCGACACGACUUCCAAGGAGGAAACUGUCGCUUUACAUUGGUGAAAACAUCAGACUUCCAAGUGAUCGGAACAAAUGUUCACAGGAACGAUAACAAAGCUGUAGCUUGGAACGAUGCUGUCGAGAUAAUAUUCAAAACAAUGGACAUCUACAUGGGGCCAGAAGGAAAAGUGACAGUAAAUGAUGAAGAUGUGAACCUACCUUACAACAAAGCUUGGAGAACAGAAGAGUCAGUCUCAAUCACCAGAGCUGGAAGCAGCGUGGUGUUGUCGGUGGGACUAGGAAAUGGUCUGGAAGCUGUAACAGUGACCUGGGACGGUAACAGUACGGUCUCCUCCACUAUCCACGGCAAGUACUUCCAGGCCACUUCAGGACUCUGUGGUACUUGGGAUGAUGACAGUGAUAACGACCAGACCCGUAAAGAUGGACAAGUUGAGGACUCUCUCGACCAGUUCGGCUGGUCUUGGAAACACGUGGAGGGAGCGGAGGUUUGUGAAGAGGAGCCUGAACAUGAGCACCCCUGUGACGAUACUUUCUUCCCUCACGCUCAACCUAUCGCUGAUAAGGCUUGCGAUAUUCUCAAAAGCGCACCAUUCGACGCGUGUCACGAGGUUGUAGACCUAGAAGCCGCUCUACACAACUGUAAAUACGACACCUGCUCCUGUCUGGACGAGGCGUGUGGGUGCCAUGCUCUGAAACAGUUUGUUAAGGAGUGCCAGGAGGCUGGUGUCACCUCUCUCGCUGAUUGGAGGGACCACGCUUCGUACUGCCCACUACCUUGUGAAGAGCCUCUGAGCUACGACUCCUGCGGCAGCUACUGUCCAGCAACCUGUACCAACAAGACCCCUGACUGUGGCAAGCUGGAGGGGCAGUGUAACGAGGGCUGCUUCUGUCCUAAGGACACCUACCUUCAGAACGGUACUUGUGUCAUAGCUCAAGAGUGUCAAUGUGAAGCUAAUGGACAGUUUUAUGAAGUUGGUGCAGUGUGGGAAGACAAGAACACGUGCCAGGACUGCCAAUGCCAACAAGAAGGAGAGCUGUUGUGUAUCCCAGUCAGAUGUCCCAAGUGUAACAAGCAGCAGCAGGCUGUCUACGAGAACGAGGACGACUGCUGCCGUACCUGUAUCACAGAGUGGCUCUGGACAGAGCAGGCUGAGUAUGUAGACGUUCCCCAAUACACCGACCUUGAACUCCAAUGCCAUUCUGCCGUCAAACCGUUCAAGGUGGAUUGGUUCUACUCCGGAGAUAACGGGGAGAAUUGGGAAUUAAUUGAAAAGGAAGCCCUCAAGACUAGUCCUAAAUUGAAGUACACUCUUGUAGGCAUCACCGAGGAGAACGACGGUCUGUACAAGUGCGAGGCUAGGAAGAACUACAGGAAGAUGUCGGUGGUGAUCAGUGUCCAGACAGCGGAGAAAGCAACCUCCUGCUCAGCUAUUGCUCCUGAGAAUGGUAUGGUGUCCCCUGACGAGGUGGAGAUAGGAGGCACUGUUAGUUAUCUUUGUGAUGAUGACUAUCUCAUGUCAGGAGAGCCGACAGGGACGUGUCAGCAGGACGGAACAAUAGACCAGCUUCCUGACUGUACUACAAUCCAGCUAGUAGACUUCAGGACCCCUCAAACUGCAGUGAGGAAAGGAAAAGUUAACCUGAUGUGUCAAACAGAGGAUACUUCCUUCACACAGGCCUCAGACAUCAAGUUCUUCUUCGUUAACGACGAUGAUUCUCAAGAGCUUAUAUCAGAUGCUCCCAAGUACAAGAAGAAGUCUGGCACUAUCUCAUUCUACGUGAACGGCGUUAAAACAGGUGGCAAACCAACCAAGGUCCUCUGCAGAGGCAAGAACGCUGCAGGAACUAAGAUAGGAGAAGCGACCAUAUCUAUAGUAGGAUAGAGAUCUCAGGAGGAACUGAUACAGAUUGAUAUGUUUUAGACUAUUUUCAAAACUACAAUUCAAUACUUUAUUGAGGACGUUAUAAAAUGAAUUGAUUUAAUGUAGUCUGAGGAGUCCUGAUCCUCCUCGUGUCCUAAGAUGGCAUUUUUCUUGUCUCCUAUCAUAUUCUGUAUUUCAUUCGAAUCGCAUUCAAUAA
This is a messenger RNA of Bolinopsis microptera, 5102 nucleotides long. RefSeq names its product IgGFc-binding protein-like. The coding region runs from base 113 to 4906 and encodes 1597 amino acids. Gene Ontology annotation, molecular function: protein binding. The transcript has 30 exons. Lineage: Eukaryota; Metazoa; Ctenophora; Tentaculata; Lobata; Bolinopsidae. The record is from RefSeq and is a predicted model, not a curated record. Gene Ontology annotation, cellular component: extracellular matrix.